Messenger RNA from Vicia faba (fava bean), 1452 nucleotides. Lineage: Eukaryota; Viridiplantae; Streptophyta; Magnoliopsida; Fabales; Fabaceae. The record is from the annotation of a GenBank genome assembly.
AUGUCUUCACAAGACCAAAAAACCAAACCAGAAAUUCAUGUUCUAUUGGUAGCAUUUUCAGCCCAAGGUCACAUAAACCCUUUACUUCGACUAGGAAAAUCACUAUUAACCAAAGGCCUUAAAGUCACACUCGCUACGACGGAGUUAGUUUACCACCGCAUGUUCAAAUCGACAACCACUCCAACCACCACUGCUGUCCCCACCUCUUACACCACCAAUGGAAUUGAGGUUCUCUUUUUCUCCGACGGCUUAGAUAUCAAGAACAAUUUCCUCAAUAUAUCCGUACCCAUCGAUGAAUACAUGAAUCUUAUAGCAAAAAUCGGUCCCAUUAGCCUCACAAAUCUCAUCAAGAACAAUUUCCUCAAUAAUAGCUCUAAAAAACUAGCUUGCAUUAUUAACAACCCUUUUGUUCCUUGGGUAACAAACGUUGCUUAUGAACUCAAUAUCCCAUGUGCUUGUCUUUGGAUUCAACCUUGUACUCUUUACUCCAUAUACGCUCGUUUCUACAAUAACUUGAACCAUUUUCCAACCCUUGAAAACCCUGAAAUCGACGUCGAAAUACCCGGUCUCCCGUUGCUGAAACCACAAGACCUUCCAUCUUUUGUUCUUCCAACAAACGAUGUAAAAACCUUAUCCGAUGUUUUGGGAGAAAUGUUCAAAAACAUGAAGAAACUGAAAUGGGUUUUAGCAAAUUCUUUCUAUGAAUUAGAAAAGGAUGUGAUUGAUUCAAUGACUGAGAUUUUUCCAAUAAAAACGGUAGGUCCAUUAGUUCCUCCUUUGUUACUAGGUCAAGAUCAAAACAAAGAUGUUGGAAUCGAAAUGUGGAAGCCUCAAGAUUCUUGCAUGGAAUGGCUUAACCAAAAGCCACCAUCUUCCGUUAUAUAUAUCUCGUUCGGAAGUCUCAUUUUUCUGAAGGAAAAACAAAUGCUCAGCAUAGCAAAAGCAUUGAAGAACAGUAACAGGUACUUUCUAUGGGUGAUGAAGCAUAAAGAAGGAGACGAAGUUCAUCUUCCUGAAAAAUUCAUAGAAGAAACAAGAGGGAAAGGAAAGAUAGUAACGUGGUGUCCACAAACUAGGGUUUUGGUUCAUCCUGCAAUAGCAUGUUUCUUAACACAUUGUGGAUGGAAUUCAACGUUGGAAGCCAUAACUGCUGGAGUGCCUAUGAUUGCUUAUCCACAAUGGACUGACCAACCGACGAAUGCGAAACUAGUGUCGGAUGUUUUCCGGACCGGUAUUCGGUUGAAUCCGGACAGGGAUGGGUUUGUGGGGAGUGAGGAAGUUGAAAGGGCUAUUGAGGAGAUUGUUGGAGGAGAAAAGCUUGAAGAGUUUAGUAAAAAUCUUUUGAAGUUGAAAUUUGCUGCGAGGGAAGCGUUUGCUGCCGGUGGUUCUUCGGACAGGAAUAUUCAAACGUUUGUUGAUGAGAUUCUUGUCGGUGCAGAGAACAAUAAUUGA